Messenger RNA from Dermacentor andersoni, 3087 nucleotides. RefSeq lists its product as uncharacterized. NCBI's taxonomy places the organism in Eukaryota, Metazoa, Arthropoda, Arachnida, Ixodida, Ixodidae. The record is from RefSeq and is a predicted model, not a curated record.
AUGCGUAUUGAGAAGGCAAGGAUUGAGGCUGAAUUGGAUAUCUUGCAGCAUGAAAAAGAAGCGGCAGCUGCAAACGCACAGGCGAAUGCGCUCGAGGCAGCCGUGGAGCAGGAUGGCGGGGAGAGCAUGCGCACGCUCCCUCCUGUGGACCGAACGCUGCAGACUAGGAGUUAUAUCGAUGAGCAGCAAGCCCUACGCAACCCUGCGCUUGUGUUAACUGAGGUGGCUGUCACCAACUCUAACGGUGACGUAAACAAUGCUCACACGGCGCCGGGUGCCCACACAGCUGCGAAUAAUUCGAUGUGUCUGCGAGCUGAUGAACGUCCACCUGACUACCAUGCUGCCCCUAACAACCGACGUUAUAAGCAUGCUGGAGCUACGAGUCGUCCUAUGGACUUACGAGUUGAUCCGCAGCCGCCUGUGUACGCCCCGGCACACAACAGUUCAAGCUCCGAGCUGGCCGGUGUCCUUAAAUUCCUGUGCCGCAAAGAUCUUGUUUCAAGCGGUCUUAUCAAGUUUGAUGAUCGACCUGAGAACUUUCGCGCUUGGAAGUCAUCGUUCAAAGGUGUCGUCAGAGAUCUAAGUCUUUCUGCCCAGGAAGAGCUCGACCUUCUCAUCAAAUGGCUUGGCCCUGAAUCGUCAAAUCAGGCUCGGAGGUUGAAAUCGGUGCACGUGGAUGACUUUUCAACGGGCUUGAACGUCGUGUGGAAACAGCUCGACGACGUCUUCGGGCGCCCUGAGGCAAUUGAGGAUGCACUACUGAAGCGGCUGGAAGACUUCCCGAAGAUAUCUUACCGGGAAAAUACCAGACUCCAGGAACUUGGCGACCUCCUGCUAGAACUCGAGGCUGCGAAAGCUGACCUGUACCUUGCCGGUCUUGGCUAUUUGGACACCGCAAGAGGGGUGAACAAAAUUGUCUCGAAGUUGCCAUCUGGACUUCAAGAAAAUUGGAUGUCGGCGGGGUCGAAAUACAAGAAAGAUCAUGACACUGCAUUUCCACCCUUUUCUUUCUUUAGCAAAUUUGUUAGAGAUCAGGCCAGCAUGAGGAACGACCCGAGUUUCAUCUUGCAUCCACAAAAUGCCUCGUCUGAUUUCAAUCAAAGGAAGGAAGACAAUGCUACCAAGACCACGCGGCAAAGAUCAUCUGUGUCAGCGAGAAAAACAGAAGUGGAUCCUGCUUCUGCCAAGAUUAAUCAAUAUGCCACUGCUAACCAACAGCAACCUGAAUCGGAGGACUUGAAAGGGUGGUGUCCAUAUCACAAGAAACCUCACCCUUUGGAAAGGUGUCGCGCCUUCCGCGAAAAAACCUUGGAAGAGCGGCAAUCUUUCAUAAAGAAGCAAGGGAUCUGCCUACGAUGCUGCUCAUCCAAGAACCACAUGCAGUGGCAUUGUCAGGCGGUUGUGAUAUGCCUGAUAUGCGACAGCGCCGACCACGCCACAGCGCUUCACCCAGCAUCACCAACCUCAGAGCCGUCAAGGGCUAGUGGGUCUGAUGACAGUACCACAGAUGACUCAGAAAGAAGAGUCACAUCUAGGCGUACUGAAGUGGCAAACGCUGGCGACAGCACAAAGUCGUGUGCUAAAAUCUGCCUCGUAGAGGUGACCCAUGAGACUCAGCCUGACAAGACAGUCAGAGCGUACGAGAUUCUUGACGACCAGAGUAAUCGCUCGUUGGUUAGGCCAGAACUUCUAAACAAUUUCGGAGUGAAGGGGACGCCUACGCAAUACACGCUCCGCACUUGCUCCGGCAGUACUGAAGUGGUUGGAAGAGUCGCUCAUGGUUUUUUCGUGCAGAGCAUGUCAGGCGAAGUCAAGUUUCCUCUUCCGGCUCUCCUCGAGUGCAAGGCAAUUCCAGAAAACAGAAAUGAAAUUCCGACACCUGACGCUGCAAGGCACUACCCGCACUUGAAGUCUGUAGCAAAUCACAUUCCGCCUCUUGAGGAGGCUGGAAUACUGCUCCUCCUUGGCCGGGACAUCCUAAGAGCUCAGAAGGUUCGUCAAACAAUCAACGGACCCCACGACGCGCCGUAUGCUCAGAAGCUCUACCUCGGAUGGGUCAUUAUCGGCGACGUUUGCGUUGGUCGAACGCGGAAAACGGGCAGCGUCAACGUGUUCAAGACCCAUGUGCUGGACAGUGGGCGACCAUCCCUUUUUGAGCCGUGCCAAAGACAUUUCUUUGUUAGGGAGGCGCCGAUUCUCUACUCUGCGGAUAAGGUCUCAAAAGAUUUACGAUUGGCAGCAACAUUGGAUGACACCCUGGCCCCGAAUCUUUUCGAGACAACAGAACUUGACAACCAGCGUGCUCUCUCCAUGGAAGACAAGACAUUCCUCAAGAUAAUGAAUAGUGAAUUCCCCCAAGACAAAUUAAACAAUUGGGUCGCCCCUCUCCCCUUUUGCACACCGAGAAGUCUGCUUCCGAACAACAGAGAACAAGCUCUGUCUCGUCUGCUCUCGCUAAGGCGUACCCUGCGAAAAAAUCCUGAAACAAGGGAACGUUUCGUGAACUUCAUGAACGAGCUAUUUAUCAAGGGUCAUGCAGAGGAAGCUUCACCACUUCACGUGGACGAAGAAUGUUGGUAUCUGCCCAUAUUCGGCGUUCACCACCCCCAGAAGCCUGAUCAAAUCCGAGUCGUAUUUGACUCCAGCGCUCAGUAUGAAGGGGUAUCUCUGAACAACAUUCUCCUGACCGGCCCUGACCUGACGAAUAACCUUGUGGGGAUUUUGAUACGCUUCCGGCAAGAACCAGUUGCGGUUACAGCGGACGUCCAGCAAAUGUUCUACAGUUUCAUGGUUCGUGAGGUCCAUCAGAACUACCUGAGGUUCCUCUGGUUUAAGGGCAACGAUAUCUCCAGAGAAAUCACAGAGUGCCGAAUGAAGGUUCACGUUUUCGGCAACAGCCCAUCACCAGCUGUUUCAACGUAUGGCCUUCGACGGACUGCCCAACAAGCUGCCCCACGAUUUGGUGAAGAUGCCAGGAAGUUCGUUGAGAUUUCUACGUCGAUGAUGCGCUUAAGUCUCUUCCGAGCGAAGAAGAUGCCAUUAGUCUGCUGCAAAGAAUGCAGAAAAUGCUUGCAACAGCUAACAUAA